Messenger RNA from Cicer arietinum (chickpea), 1699 nucleotides. Its product is annotated as F-box/kelch-repeat protein At3g23880-like. NCBI's taxonomy places the organism in Eukaryota, Viridiplantae, Streptophyta, Magnoliopsida, Fabales, Fabaceae. The record is from RefSeq and is a predicted model, not a curated record. Gene Ontology annotation, molecular function: protein binding.
GUUUAUAUAAGAGUUAUCACUUUCUUUCUGCUUACAGUUCGUUUUGAACUUCAAUCAAGCGAUGGAUAUCAUUCCCAAUGAACCAUUGCCGACGCCGGUAUUCAUUCCCGACAAUCUCAUCGCCGAAAUCCUAUCAUUCCUUAAUGUCAAAUCCAUCCUGCAAUUCAAAUGCGUCAACAAAUCAUGGAACACUCUCAUCUCUGAUCCAACCUUCAUCCAAAUGCAUCUUAAAAAAUCACCACAAAACCCUCACCUCGCUAUAUUUUGGAAUCACCUCGACCAUUAUAAAGUCGUACCCUUCCCCUUUCAUCGUUUACUCCAAAAUCCAUCCAUCAAACUUGACACCGACAAUUUAUACCCUCUGAACGACUUCUCCCAAUUCAAGUUGGUUGGUUCUUGCAACGGAUUGCUCUGUUUGUUUUUCAGUAAAACCAAAUAUUUUCCCAAUGAAACUACGACCUACUGGUUUCGUUUCUGGAACCCUUCCACGAGAAUAACAUCUGAAAUGUUAGGGUUGUGUGACUAUACCGUCGAUGACGAUAGAAUCUAUGGUUUUAAAUAUUUUAAUUUCGUGUUUGGUUACGUCGAGUCAACUAAAACUUAUAAGGUUGUUGCUUUUCGUGUUGAAUAUGAUGAAAAGGAUAAUAAAGCUUCGGGAAAAAGCGAGGUUAAAGUUUUCAGUUUUGAUCAUAAUUGUUGGAAAAAUAUUCAAAGUUUUCCUGUGAUUCCUCUUAAUUUGUUGGGUAUUUGUAAUCAUCGUCGUAGUGCUGGUGUGCAUUUGAGUGGCACUGUUAACUGGUUGGCUCUUCGCGAUCAUUUAUAUCCUUCUUAUGCAUACAGCUUAAUUACCAGUGUCCAGCAAUUUGUGAUUGUUUCGCUUGAUCUUUCGACCGAGAAGUACACACAAUUUCUGUUGCCUUUGGGAUUUGAUGAAGUGCCAUUUAUUCCGCCAAUUCUUAGUGUUCUGAGGGACUGUCUUUGUUUUUCUUAUGAUUCCAAUAAAACCGAAUUUGUUUUAUGGCAGAUGAAGGAGUAUGGGGUUCAUGAGUCUUGGACUCCAUUGCUUAGUAUUAGCUAUCGGAAUAUAAAAACAAAUUACAUUCAUGAUGAUUUUCAAAUGACAUGCCUUUAUAUGAAUGAUGAUAAGGCAGUAUUUGCAUUUGGCGAUCGUCACUGGGCAGUUAUAUAUAAUAUGAGAGAUAAAAUUAUGGAGGUAGUUGAAGUUGUCAACAAAGAUAUAGACUGGUUCUCUGGUGCAAAGGAUUUUGUAGAAAGUUUGGUUUCGGUUAGUUGAAAAUUUGCAUCCCCAAAUACAAGCACAUUGGACAUUCUUUAUGGAGAGAUAAUUGGAGAUACAAAGGAAGGUGAAAGGCAUUUGAUAUCAUUAGAGGAAGAUGAUGGAUGAGACAAUCAGUUAGUUAGAUUACUUACAAGGAUCCAAGCAUAAGAAUUAGGAAAUAGAAAAAAAAUACAUUUUCCAUUUUCUUAGAUGCUAUAAUGCUAAGGGGCUGAACAUCUGAUCUUUGUGCUGGAAUGAUUUUGUCAUAUUGUUUCAUGACUUAGAUGUUGAAUUACUUUGAUUUUCAUUUAUGAUAUGUCAACUUAUAUAUUGGUUUAUGUAGGUUAUUGGACCAAACUUUGUAAUCAAUUCUUGUGUUUCAUUCUCCUCUCCCAAUCUUGAUUGAAAUUUCUUUGUUGA